AUGUGUUGUCAUUUAUACAAAGUUACCGAUUUGCACCUAUCUCUUUGGGAUGAAGGUCUUUCAUCACUUUCUCCAAGAGUUAUUACGAAUCCCAUCACCGCUUUUGAAACCUUGAACCAUUCAAAAACCACCUCUACCACUUCUGUAGUUAAAGUGCCAGCAAAUAUGGCUGCUGCUGCCGCUAAUAUUCCGGAUUUUGUGAAAAAAUUAUACAGAAUGCUCGAAGACAAAUCUUACGCAAAUAUCGUCUCUUGGGGAAUAUCCGGGGACACAUUUGUGGUUCAUGAUCCGACAGAAUUUGCAAAAUUAAUUCUUCCGAGGCAUUUUAAACACAAUAAUUUCGCAAGCUUUGUAAGACAACUCAACAAAUAUGAUUUUCAUAAAAUAAAAACAAAUGAUGACGGCUCAAGACCUUAUGGUGAACAGGCGUGGGAAUUUCAGCAUCCAAAAUUUCAGUGUAAUCGACGUGAUCUGCUUGAAGAAAUCAAGCGAAAAACGCCAAUUAUUCGCCAAAAGCCUUCUACAGCGGUCUCUGGUGCUAGCAGUUCAACCGCCCAAGUACGUGGUGGAAAGCGACAAGGUUUACAUUCAAAAGUCGACUCACUCGUAGAGCUUCAGAGCGAGAUGUCAAGUUACUUGGAGACUUUAAACAAGAACUAUCAUACAGUCAUGGACGAAAUUCGCAAUUUUCGAAGCAAUCUUGCUGCGCAAGAUGAUUUAAUGCAGAACUUAGUUCAUUUUUUAGCACAGCACACAAAUACUAAUAAUAAUUCACAAGAUAAUUUUUCAGUACCUUUCACCUUAUCAGAAAACCCUGAAAAUUUUUCACGUGCCACACCAUUUUAUCCAUCAAGACACACCCAUACAUCUUCAAAUAUACCUGCUGCAUCUGCUCCUGAAACUGUAUCUACAAUAACAGCCACCACAUCCACAACCAUGUUACCCUCUUCAAAUUCCACACUAGGUCCUUCUAACCUAAUCACUUCCUCCUCAUCCUCCCAAUCGUUAAAUCUCAGAGACAAUAACUUCAAUAAUCCUUCUUCCGUGAAUGAUACAGAUAACAACCUAACAUUAUUCACUAUAAAUCAACUUUCCUUAUCCCCGUCCACUCCAGCUCGCCAAUUCUCUUCCGCUACAUCUACUCAUCAACAUCAUCCUUCAAAUUCGAUUAUAACAGCUACCUCUGAAAAUACAACCUCCACAUCUAUUCCAUAUGGAAGAACUAUCACAAUAACGUCAUCAUCUUCUCAACUACAAUCUGAAGACAACAAUACUAACAAUAAUCAAAUUUAUAUGAAUCAAGGAUUGUCAUCAUCCUCGGUAAACUUUGAUCGAAAUCAUUCUUGGCCGACACCACCGAAACUUUUGGUGGUCGAAGACGAAAAUACAAAUAGAGAUUUUAUGACGAAUUUAUUACAUCUCAUUGGAUGUCACUAUGACAUUGUUAUAGAUGGGGUUACGGCUAUAAACAAAAUAAAUGAAACAAAAUACGAUCUAAUUUUUAUGGAUUUAAUGAUGCCGAAUUUAGACGUAUUGAAUGUAUUACAGCAAAUUCGAAGUAUCGAUAAUAAAACACCUAUUGUAAGCAUGACUGAAAAUCCACCCGAGAACGAUUUUUUAGUAACCGAACAAUAUGGAAUAAAUGAUAUCCUCGGAAAACCUUAUUCCAGAGAAGGGAUAUAUGCUAUUCUAGAUAAAUAUUGUGGUCAUCUGAAAGGAUCUCCUCUUGAAGGGGAUCAAAAUAUGAAUAGUCACAUUGAUGAUUAG
This is a messenger RNA of Ambispora gerdemannii, 1767 nucleotides long. The record is from the annotation of a GenBank genome assembly. NCBI's taxonomy places the organism in Eukaryota, Fungi, Glomeromycota, Glomeromycetes, Archaeosporales, Ambisporaceae.